AUGAACGGGACGGGCCGGGGGUCGUGCGAACGCGGCGGAGCUCUGCCGGCCGGGGUCCGACCCCUGGUCAGCGCCCUGAUGUUCUCCGCCGGGCUCCUGGGCAACCUCCUGGCCCUGGGGUUGUUGUUACGUUGCCGGCGCGGUUCCCGCAACCGUCAGCCUUCGCUCUUCCACGUCCUGGUGCUGGCCCUGGUCGUCACGGAUCUGCUGGGCACCUGCUCCGUCAGCCCCUUCGUCCUGGCUUCCUAUCACCGCAACCGCACCCUGACCGCCCUGGCCCAAGGAGGACGCAUCUGCCUCUACUUCGGCUUCGCCAUGAGCUUCUUCGGCCUCGCCACCAUGCUCAUCCUCUUCGCCAUGGCGCUGGAGCGAUGCCUGGCCCUGGGGCGGCCUUACUUCUACGAGCGCUUUCUCAGCCCCCGCACGGGCUUGGUCGCCCUGCCCGCCAUCUACACCUUCUCCGCCGCCUUCUGCUCCUUGCCGCUGGUGGGCUUCGGGCGGUACGUGCAGUAUUGCCCCGGCACCUGGUGCUUCAUCCAGAUGCACCUGGACUACCUCCGGCACAACGGCGGCAGGGAGGCGUCCGGGUCGGACGUCACCUUCUCGCUUCUUUACGCCACCCUGCUCCUCUUCCUCAUCCUCUCCGUGCUGCUCUGCAACCUCAGCGUCAUCGCCAACCUGGCCCGCAUGCACCGCCGCGGGCAGAAGACCCGCCGGCUGGCCACGCUCGAGCAGCCCCGGGCGGCUGGCAGCUGCGGCCGGCGCAUGUUGUCCAUGGCCGAGGAGAUCGACCAUCUCCUCCUCCUCUCCAUCAUGACCAUCACCUUCGUCAUCUGCUCCCUGCCGUUCACGAUCCGCGCCUACGUGAACAAGUUCAGCGAGGCGGAGGACAACCACAGCUGGGACCUCCUAGCCCUGAGAUUCCUCUCCAUUAAUUCCAUCGUCGACCCUUGGGUCUUCGCCAUCCUGAGGCCGCCGGUCCUGCGGUUCAUGCGCUCGGUGCUGUGCUGCCAGGUGACCCCCGCGAGCCAGGACAGACGGACUCCGUCCCCCGCAAAGACAAAACUGGCAGCACGGCUGGACCCCGGUGGGCAGUAGAUCCAUCGGCCAUUCCAGGAGACAUCUGCCAGGUGAAGCACAGCCCUGACAGAUGUUAACGAAGCUCUGCCUUAUGGCCCAUAAAGAGACGUAUCUGCUGCAGGGUGGGCCAGGGUACGGGGUGGCCCAGCCGGGUGUCACCCCGUGUCUGGGAAGCCCCUGGAAAGCCAGUGUGGUCUCUGACGGGGCAAAAAAAAUACAGUGGGACAAGAUCGGAAGGGCUGAUGAGUACCUGGAUAUCGCUGUCGCCCUUAGACGGGGCUGCUCCCGCCCGGCGAAGGGUGCAGGCUGCGUUCAGCGGAGCAGUCGGGGGGUGAAGCAUGGGGGGCUUUGCUGUAACACUACUGCUGGGGGGGGGUGUCGGGGAGCAGAGCCUUCUGCUAGUGUGCUUCCCAGCAAGGUCCCCACGGUUGUUUCGGGCUGAAGGCAGUGUGCGGGCAGGGGUACGGGUCCUGGAGAUGAGGCUGGGUGGCCACUGUUGCUGCAAGCACCCGUCUCUGCCCCCAGGUCCUUAGGGAUCGGGUAGGAGAAGAAGGGAGCAGUGUAUCCCCAAAUAUUCCCCUUUAUUAGGUAGGCUGGCUGCCUGAGGAAAUGCACUUUACCAGGUCUGUGUGCAUGUCUGUCUGUCUGUCCCCCACUCCAGGGAUUUUAGGCUCUGGUGGGUGCCAGCCCACCAUGUCUGAGGGACACUGGGCAGAAAAAAAAGCCCAAAAUUGUGGCACUUCCCUAGUGCUGUGAUGGCAGCAGAGCUGCGUGGCCCCUCCUGAGCACCCAUUUUGCAAUUUUCUUUGCCCUGUAGUUUGCACAGGAGCUGACAAGGGGACUAAAGAGCCCGACCAGGGAACGAGAGGUUUCGGUCACAGCCAUGCGCUUUACCCACAUGCAGGGUGAUGCUG
Haliaeetus leucocephalus (bald eagle) is the source of this 1994-nucleotide messenger RNA. It is a transcript of the gene PTGER2, whose product is annotated as prostaglandin E receptor 2 (subtype EP2), 53kDa. The coding region runs from base 1 to 1098 and encodes 365 amino acids. Gene Ontology annotation, cellular component: plasma membrane. Gene Ontology annotation, molecular function: prostaglandin E receptor activity. Gene Ontology annotation, biological process: positive regulation of cytosolic calcium ion concentration; inflammatory response; cellular response to prostaglandin E stimulus. The transcript has 2 exons. The record is from RefSeq and is a predicted model, not a curated record. Lineage: Eukaryota; Metazoa; Chordata; Aves; Accipitriformes; Accipitridae.